Molecule: messenger RNA, 3045 nt
Organism: Scheffersomyces stipitis CBS 6054
Lineage: Eukaryota; Fungi; Ascomycota; Pichiomycetes; Serinales; Debaryomycetaceae
Gene: PDR6
Product: Pdr6p
Exons: 5
Coding region: 1-3045 (1014 amino acids)
Biological process (GO): protein import into nucleus
Cellular component (GO): nuclear membrane; cytoplasm
Source: RefSeq, a predicted model, not a curated record
AUGGCUGAUGAGUGGAAUAUAGACCAGGUAGUCGAAAAUAUUGAACUACUCUAUUUGACCAACGACUCAGAUAGAGUCCGUCAGAUACAGCUGUAUUUGCUUCCGCUUCAGAAGUCAGCUACGGGAUUUGAACUUGGCCAAUUGCUUCUACAGCAUGUUUCGAAAAGCUGCAAAUACUUUGGAGCUUUGACCCAUACCAUCUAUAUAAAUACGCAUUUAAUUGUGCAAGUCAGCAACGCCAUUAUAGAUGAUAUCAUUGCCUUGUCCAAUAACAUAGCAACACGACAAGAUUUCGAUAGCAACUUGUUUAUCAUAAGAAAGCUAGUCAGCAAUUUGUGUUUGUUGUAUUUGAACCAUAUCGAUGUUUAUGGAGUAGACCCCAUAACGACUCUUUUGGGUAGGAGCCGGGGAGUUGUAGAUAUUUCCAAUUUCAAUAUCCAGGAAACUUUCCCUACGUUUUCUGAAAUCGAGAUCGCCUUGUUCUUCAUCUGCAAUUCCAUUUUAAUAGAGGAUGUAUGUAAAAGAGAUCCUGCCAAUUUGCAGAAAAUCCAUGCUUCGAUCCAUGCCUCUGUCUUCCCUAACGUCAAUGCAUCUCUAUCCUACUUCAAUUGCAAGGCAUUGCCCAAUUCAAAGGCUUUAACAUUGCUAAUUCUAGAUUGUAUCAACUCCUGGGUCAUAUAUAUUUCUGUUGCAGAAAAUGGUUCAGAUCAGAGGUAUACAGAAAACGAUGACUGCCAGCAGCUUGUCACAGCAUUGUUGAGCCAACUAGGCAUUAGAUCUCAAAACGCACAAGAACUUGAAAGUGAAAUGGAAGUGUUGAACAAAACUUUCACUGUAUUAACUGAAAUCAUGGAGACAUAUCCUAGAAUAGUAGCCAAACACAAGCAGUCUUUAGCAAGUAACCUCUUUGCCAAAGAUGGAUUUGGUAGUCUUUUCAUGGAAAAGAUUAUUUCCUCCCAUGAAUUGUCAGAGGAAUACUCCAGUGAAAUAGAGAACUUCGUCAACCUUCUCAUUGCAUAUUUGAACCUGGCCAUCAUUUACAUUUCCCGUAACUUAUAUGAGCCAGAAGUCUACCAGAUCUUGGAUGUUAUCCUUGGUCUCACGAAUUUUAGAGGGAAUCCAAUCCUGGAAGAAAGAGUGAGCGAGCAGUUGCUAUCUUUCUGGGAAGAAUUUGUCAAUGUCUAUAUUGACGAUUCAGAUAAUCUAGAAACAAUGCUUCGAGAAAAGAAGGUAUUUGAUCAAUUUGUAGAAACUCGUAAUUCCUUAUUACUUUCUGUCAGUGCUAUCUAUUGGCAAAAGAUACGAUAUUUUGCCAAUUCUCCGCCCGAAUUUGUACAGUAUAGACUCCAGGUCUCAGAGCUAUUUAUAUUGUUGUAUUCCUUGCUAAACACUUCGAUUUAUUCGACUUUGUGCAAAAAUGUUCAAGACAAGCUCAUUGAAUGUCAGAACUCGUUUUCACGCAACUUACUACUAGACUUGGAAGCUUCGCUAUAUUUGAUAUACAAAGUCACUGAUGACCUAACCUUUUAUGAUGAUGAUUCAACCAAAGAAUUGACACCAUUUAUUAACCAGUUUUUCAGCCACCAAUUGGUAGAAACCAUUGAAAGGUAUUCGACAAGUGAUACAGAUGAAAUUAACAUCACGUUGUUGAAUUUGCUUUCAGCAAUCCCAUUUUUCUUCAAGAGUGAUUUGGGAUUGAAGUAUUUAUCACCUACAUUCAAUUUUCUUUUUUCCAUCAUUCUAAAUCCUGGAAAGAGAAGGUUAUCGCUAAUUGGUUCCAAGACAGUCCUCAAAAUUUGUCAAGACUCAAAAGAGAAGCUUGUGGAAUUUUUGCCUACUUUGGAAUUGAUCUUGCUCGAAAUGAUAAAGAAUGUUGAAAUCGACUUUGUGAUUAGAGAGAGAAUGGUGAAUUCGUUUAUUUCGAUUACUCAAUCAUUGAAAGACCCAGUUAGAAUGGGAGAAAACAUUUUUAAGAUCUUGAAUCAAAUCAAUUUACAAGCAGAUAUAAUCAACGAAAAGAUAGAAGAAUAUGCUGUGAGCUUACUAUCUUGUAUCAAUGAAAUCGGAAAAGCAAGUCAAUUGCCAGAAGAUGUGGAGGAUUACUAUACAGCGGCACAGUCUGCUCAAACAGACGAAUAUUGGACACAGGAUCCUCUUGGAAUUAAAACUUCCAUUUUAAACGUAACUGCUCUCCUAUCUUUGAAGUAUGAACCAUUAGCUCAGCAUACAAUUGCAACCGAAAAGAGUUGCAAGAUUCUAAAGAAUGGACUAAACGAACCAAUAAAUGGUCCUUUUAGGUUUGAAUUGCCAGUGAUAUUCAAUUACUUGAUUGCCAAAAUCAAUAAGUGCAAUUUGCCAUCAAUAGCGUUCAUUUUCAAUUUAAUUGAGACAAUAGUGAUUUCCAAUGGAGCAAAACUCACGGCUCAGAAUAUGGAUGAGUUGAUUGAGAAGUUCUUUGUCGAGAAGAAGCAGCUAUUUGAAAGUGAAGUUGAUUUGAUUACGACUGCAAUCAGUAUGUUUUCUACCAUCUUGGAAAGGUUUCCUUCUUUGCUAGUGGGAUUGCCAGUGUUUCAAUCGGAGAUCCUUGACUUUGCACUUCGAGGAUUAAAAUCACACGAGUCGUUUUUGAUUCGAGCAACGGCGAAGUUCUGGACCAAUUUGAUUGUCUUAAAACGAGGAAAAGCCAACGACCAAGAAAUAGUGCAAAAUAUUAUGAUUCAUAAACUUUCAUUGGGGUCAGAAAAAUCAUUGGGAUAUACUUUGGUAGACAAUGCCAUUGUUUCAUUCAUAGAUAACCCCAGGUCUCACUUAGAAUAUUUCUACCAGUUAUUCAGAAACCUCAUAGGAAAAUACCCAUUGCAUUUCAAGAAUUGGUUAAGACUGAUUCUCAUAGAAGUGUUUAAGUUCCGAAGCAGGUUUACGAUCCAAUAUGUGGACCAAUUGGUUAGUAAGUUGAUGUUGACUAGAGGACAUAGGCAAGCUAAUGAUGUAUUGAAGGAAUUCUGGUUAGAGUGCAACAACUUAGUUGAUUACAAAACUGUAUAA